Polypterus senegalus (gray bichir) is the source of this 4363-nucleotide messenger RNA. It is a transcript of the gene abhd2a, whose product is annotated as abhydrolase domain containing 2, acylglycerol lipase a. Gene Ontology annotation, cellular component: sperm flagellum; sperm plasma membrane. The record is from RefSeq and is a predicted model, not a curated record. NCBI's taxonomy places the organism in Eukaryota, Metazoa, Chordata, Cladistia, Polypteriformes, Polypteridae. Bases 343 to 1653 code for a protein of 436 amino acids. The transcript has 12 exons. Gene Ontology annotation, molecular function: acetylesterase activity; monoacylglycerol lipase activity. Gene Ontology annotation, biological process: sperm capacitation; steroid hormone receptor signaling pathway; medium-chain fatty acid catabolic process.
AAUGGGGGUUGCCAAUCACCAGGUAAUACAUCUGGAUGUCUCAGUGGAAGGGGAAGAAAGCACCAGAAAGUUGAAAGCUUAAGAUGAAGGAUGCAGCAGAAGCGAUUGACAGUAGCACUAGCCUGUAAGGUGGACUUAUGACCGAAGAAGAGGCAGUGCCCUGCACUGGAAAAACCAGACCAGAUGUAAUUGUGUUUGCCGUGUACUAUGAGAUUUGACCGGAACACUGUGAGUUGGAACAUUUUGCACAGAUCAGAAACACUGUGAAAUAAGAAAGUUUGUGUUUUUUUUGUUUUUUUUUUUAAAGCAUACGAGUAGGAAAAGAAGUCAAAGUGAUCAGUCAUGAGCAAUGAUGUGGAAGUGAACACUAUGGCACCAGAGAUGCCUGCCAUGUUUGACGGAAUGAAACUAGCAGCAGUGGCAGCUGUACUGUAUAUUAUAGUACGCUGUCUAAACCUGAAGAGUCCAACAGCCCCACCUGAGCUCACCUACCAGGAUACACCACUAAAUCACUUCAUAUUGAAAUCCUGCUCUCUUCUUACCAAAGAAUACAUUCCUCCACUUUUAUGGGGAAAAAGUGGACACCUACAGACAGCACUUUAUGGAAAAAUGGGACGGGUUAGUUCACCACAUCCAUAUGGUCUGCGCAAGUUCCUUACAAUGCCAGAUGAAGCCACUGCUACCUUUGAUCUUUUUGAGUCUUUGUCUGACCACUGUACAGGAGUUGAUGUCACCAUGGUCAUUUGUCCAGGAAUAGGCAACCACAGUGAGAAACAUUACAUCCGCACUUUUGUAGACUAUGCUCAAAAACAAGGUUACAGAUGUGCUGUCCUAAACCAUUUGGGAGCUUUGCCUAACAUCGAGUUAACAUCCCCACGUGUAUUUACUUAUGGUUGCACUUGGGAGUUUGGAGCCAUGGUGGGCUACAUUAAAAAAACAUUUCCUCAGACACAGCUUAUUGUAGUAGGCUUCAGUCUGGGAGGCAACAUUGUCUGCAAGUUUCUGGGAGAGAAUCGCACUAAUCAAGAAAGAGUAUUGUGCUGUGUUAGUGUUUGCCAAGGGUACAGUGCUCUAAGAGCACAGGAGACAUUUUUGCAGUGGGACCAGUGUCGGCGAUUCUACAACUUUCUUAUGGCAGAUAACAUGAAGAAAAUCAUUCUCUCACACAGAGGUAUGCUCUUUGGUGAAAGUGCCAGCAAGAGGCCAAAGAUGAUGGAAGAUGCUGACCUAAGCAGACUGUACACAGCCACAUCCCUGAUGCAGAUAGAUGAUAAUAUCAUGAGAAAAUUCCAUGGUUAUGAUUCCCUGAAAGAGUAUUAUGAGAAGGACAGUUGUGUAAAUUACAUUCACAAUGUCAAUGUGCCAUUGUUGCUGGUAAACUCCGCUGAUGAUCCAUUGGUUCACCAGUCAUUGCUAACAAUUCCACGUACACUAGCAGAAAAGAAGGAAAAUGUAAUAUUUUCCCUUACUCUACAUGGAGGCCACUUAGGAUUCUUUGAAGGGGCUGUUCUGUUUCCACAGCCACUUACCUGGAUGGACAAGGUUAUUGUACAAUAUGUGAAUGCUAUUUGUCAGUGGGAGAAACAUAAACCACAGUGCCAGAGUGGAAAUAACAGUGAGCAGGACUGCAGUGAGGAAGAAAGUAAAUGCUAAUACUUGUUUAGUGCCGCCAGUGCACUCCACACUGGCUUCUGUAACAUUCUCCAUGUUUUUUUUUUUUCUUUCUUUCUUUCUUACAAUUCAAUAUUUUCUAAUAUUCACAAGCAUCACCUUUUUCAUUUCUCAGUAUUAUUCAACUAAAAGCACUUGCAGGGCAUUACCUUGGUACAGAGAUUUAACUACGUAAAUAAAUGCUUUAAUACUGAAUUAGUUUGAGACAUUUAUCUAGAUACUUAUGGGGAUAUGUAAUAUAAGACUUUUGUACUGAAAUAUAUAAAUUUUAGGUUGGAACAGCAGUGAGUCAGCCUUCUAUUAAGCAAGGGUUGUUCUUCAUCUUAUCUGAAAAAAAAACAGAUGCUUUAUGUAAAAUCUUUGCAGGUUAAAAUCACAUUGUUCUGUCCAAAGCAUUUUGAGCAUUUUCAUGUUUUAGUGCUUUUAAGGAUGUGUUAUUUAUUGGAACUGCAGGGUUUGUUUAUGAUGAUGAAUUUGCCCCUUACAUAGUCUACACUGAUUGGAAGAGGCUUUUCAAAUAUGAUGGAAUAUUUUAUGUUGUUGGUUCUUUUCUUGUAUUUAUUGUUGAGUACAUAUGUAAUGUUAUGGUCACUAGAACCCAUGGAGCUACUGCAGCACUUGUCCUUUUGAAGCACAGGAUAGUUUAUAUAUGUCUGUGACAGCUAGUAAUAUUACAGUGCUGGUUUAUUACGUAAAUAAUUAGACCAUGCUGAUGAAAGUCAAGGUUUUACCUCUUAGCUGUGGCAAGCUUGAAGGAAAAUACGCCUUUUCAUAUUGGCUAAUAAACAAAACACCCAAAAUGUGUUUACAUUCAUAGCUGUCAUUAUGUCAGCUGUGCCCUACAUGUAUAGCUGUUUUAAUAUCAAUAUCUGAUAAAAAAAAAAUUGUCUUAAUGUGUAUCAGAUGUCAUAUAUUUGGAGUUUGUGUAACCUACUAUAUACUGAUUCUCACCCACUCAUUAUAAAACAUUCCUAACAAGCUGUUAAAGAAUAAAUGUUUUUGUUGUGUAUUCCACAUAAUGCAGACACCAGGUAUCAAGAUUUCUUAUUUAACAAUCAAAGACACGGCUACUUCACAAUUUGUUGGUGGAUUCAAACCAGUUUUUCUUUGUUUUUUGAUCAUUUUGUUUUUCCUAAUUGAGUAAAGGUUACUUUUUCACCAGUGAAUCUUUCACCGCAAACAUUGUGAGUAGAUUAUUGAAGAGGGAAGAGGUAUAAUUGAAAUGCAUCUGCAUUUUUGACGUAUCUUAAGUACCUUAUCCAUACGCUGCCCUGGAAUUGCUGACACUGUUACUAUGUUUCCAUUUUCAUGACCUAAAAACUUUGUAACAUGUGUAUGAAGCAUUCUGUGUGGCCCAUUACAAACUGCUUUCAUUUAAAGACUCUGCUGUAUUAAUUUGACAGCAAAAUUAUGAAAGUUCUUUCACAAUAUAUUUUUGUAUAUUUUUUUAAUGCUUACAUUUUGACUUAGAAUUCACAUUCAUGAGUAUAAACAAGAUUAUUCAUAAAAUACAGUACCUUAUUUCUUUGUGUGAGUCGGUGUACCACAUGAUAAAUAUGAUUUAGCCCCAAAUUCCUGUGAUAAGAUGGAUGGAUACAUAAUUGGUUCAAGUUUAUGUUGUGGCACAAAUAAUUUAGAGGACAUUAUACUGACAAUCUAACAAGUGGAAGUGUUGUCCUCAUUUUAUAAUAUUUUUUCUGUCUCAACGCAGUAGUGACAGUCCAAUUUUAUAUUGAAACUCUAAAGAAACACCAACAGUAAAAUGGAAAGAAUUCAUUAAAGAUUAUGAGGAAAUACUAUUUCAAUUUGAAUUAGCUUAAAUGUAAAAUAUAUCGCAGGUAUUCCUCGUUAUAAAACGCUCUUUCGGUAAAGAGCAAAUAUUUUGGACUUAAUAUUUGGCCAUAUUUAAAUUAUUUGUUACAUCUAUUAAAGUAAUCCAGAUUGUGUUGCUUGCUUGUGUUUUCUUACCCUUAUGUUGUCAGUCUGUUUAGCGUUGCACGGUUAGAUGUCUGUUUGAUUUGACCAUUUUCACAAAUUAACCAACAACUAAAGAAAGUUACUGUUGAGAUGCAAUAUAAUACAAGAUGGUUAUGAUAACAUAUGAUAGCAGUAUACAGAGAUGUUCAAAUAAGGGGUCUAGAAAAUAUGCCAACCUAAUAUAAAAAGUUAUAUUAAUCAAUUUCUAUACCAUUUUGAAACUUUAAGCAAACCACACUCCUUGUGUUGACACUAUCGCAGCUUUGUACUUUAGGCACAGUUGGGAUUUAUCAGAAAAUACAUCUGAAAUACUGACGGUACUAGUUAAAAAAACCCAUCUAGAAAUAAAAUUCAUAAAAAAAAAUGGAAUAAAAUAUAUUUGAGGGCUGGUGAUUGGAAUUUUAUAAACACCCCAUUAUCAAAUAUGAAUACUGUUAGAGUAUUUCAUAUUGCAUUUGCAUUGUCACUCAAGCGUGGAAGCCUGUUCUCAAGUGCACAUUUUUUUUUUUUUUUUUUUUUUAAUUUCUUACUUUUUUUAGCAUUGCUCAGGUACCAAGAAGUUUGUCACUUUAGAGCUCUCUCUGGAGAUUAAUUUUACCAACUGUAAAGGAAAAGAAAAAACAAUUUAAAAGGCCUAGCUCAGAGAAAUCUUACUUGAUUAAAAAAAAAAAAAAAGUGUGUGUGAGAUACAUACAUAUAUGUGUGUGUGUAUAUA